UUGAUCCAGCGUCCCCAGAAGCCCAUCGCACUGUCCUCUGCGAAACGCAUGUCCGGGCUGGCAGACGAUGGGGAACAAGCAGAUUUGGCUUGCACGAGAGUUUUCGGUAGCUUCUCCAGUUCUCCAGGGGCCCCGGUUUCUUGAGCUUAGAUUGAAUUCGUUGCGAAACCUUCGCGGGAGAUCCCCAGCAGAUCCAGAACGCACGUUAAUAUAAUGACGACUAUACCGGUCCAGCAAUGGCGCGCCUGCAGCCGUUUCAUUCUGCUUCUCAUCUGAUGGCCCGUAGACAUCCGGAAAGAGAGGUCCAGACAAGGUCAGACAGGAUCAGACAGCCCAGCGUAAAUUGUCCGACAGCAGAGCAUCGCGCGGUCAUCCCGGUGCUGAUUACUAGCAGGUGGCGCAGAGGACUUUUAGGUAGAGGCGUAGGUUUGGCGCGUGCUUGUUGGAACUCAAUUGAAAGCACGGUCCCAAUUGAAAAGGUUAUCGGCAAAGGAACAACAGCAAGCGUGAACCUUGAAGCCAACAAGCAGUGUUCUUAUAGAAACCCUCCAUGUCCAUCAAUGUUUCAGGGCAGAUCGGAGUCAGUAGGACCUAGUCGGGAAUCAUCUUCUGCCAUCCUUUCUGGGGGAUGGACGGCCAUCAGUAAUACGAUCAAUUCCUCCUACAGCCUCGAAUCCCGGCCUGAACCGUGGUUUCUGAUUAAUGAGACAGUGCUUUCGGCGUCGGGCGGUGCUGCGGUCAAUAAUGAGACUAGGCCUACUUCACAUCCGACAUCGAAGAAUACGUCGGGCAACUUCCAUCGGGUAGGUAGCAGGCAAGUGUUGCGAGCGACAGGUCGAAAGCACUCACAGGUCCAAAUCGUCUCUAUCGGCCGGCAGACAAGUCACGUUCGGAAUCUCUGAGGGAUGGAGAGGUCAGUGGCUGAAGAACGGUGCACUGUUCAGUUCUCAGGCGGCCAAUUCGCACAGCUGCCAUCAACUUCAUCUCUGGUAGACUACUUA
Molecule: messenger RNA, 1001 nt
Organism: Paecilomyces variotii
Lineage: Eukaryota; Fungi; Ascomycota; Eurotiomycetes; Eurotiales; Thermoascaceae
Exons: 3
Coding region: 237-902 (221 amino acids)
Source: RefSeq, a predicted model, not a curated record